CUCUUCCCUUCUCUCCGGUUGAUUGACGUGCCCCGAAGCAGGGGAAUGUAACUAUAAAAGGAGAAGAAUUAGUGAAAUAAAGCAGUUCGAUAUCACGAUAAAAUCAUCUUAUCGUUACAACACCGUAAAUAUGAUUCAUCAUUUUUGUGCAUACAACUUUAAACUUCUUUGUUUUUUUUUGGUUAUAUUUCAGUCAACCAUCACCAGUUCAACAUCAACAAGCAAAAAUAACUCAUCAUCAAACAAGUCGUCCAACAAUGAGUUUAACACGUGAUCGACCUGUUCAGUCACGAUCAUCAAUUUUUCCACGUAAUCAAGCUUAUACACCGAUGCCAUCAGCUGCUCGUUGUACAUUAACUGGUGUUUCACAUCCAUCGAAUGUUCAUUAA
Messenger RNA from Rotaria sp. Silwood2, 389 nucleotides. The record is from the annotation of a GenBank genome assembly. NCBI's taxonomy places the organism in Eukaryota, Metazoa, Rotifera, Eurotatoria, Philodinida, Philodinidae.